Molecule: messenger RNA, 282 nt
Organism: Lactuca virosa
Lineage: Eukaryota; Viridiplantae; Streptophyta; Magnoliopsida; Asterales; Asteraceae
Source: the annotation of a GenBank genome assembly
AUGUCAAGGGAUCCGAUUGAGAGGUUUUCUCCUUCCAGAAAAGAUGGAAUUGACGCCUUACAGGAAACUCAUUUGCGCUACUGUUACUGUGCGUUUCUUCAGAACCUUGGAAUUCGUCUUGAUCUCCCACAAACUACUAUUGGAAUUGCUAUGGUUCUAUGCCACCGUUUUUUUUGUAUAGAGCUGAUUGCUACUGCUGCUCUUUUUCUUGCUGCAAAGGCGGAGGAGACACCUUGCCCUCUGAAUGAUGUAUUGAGAGUGUCCUCUGAAAUUUUCCACUAG